AUGGCUGAGCAUCGGCGCUUCGUCAGGCCUGCGAGCACUGGAGAGCCGACCCGGCAGGGCGAGACUCAUGUUCCCCGUCGUGGAGGCGUCACCUCGCCCAGUGCUACCAGCAGCUCAUCAUCUGACGAUGAUGAAGGUGGCGUCUUGCUUCGCCCUCGUCUAGCAUCCAUGACCAUUGGUGGCACUUCUUCUGCUACGACUGGAUUCACACCUCCUCAUACUGCACAAGGUCACAAUAUGCCCGCCACCCAGGACGCGCGAGCCAUGAGCUCUACCUCUGGCUUUCGGGGUGACAGUGCUACCGACGACGAUGAUGGUGAUGUCUUCAAGUCGACUCGCCCCUCGACUGGUGCUGCAACUGCUCACAUGCGUUUGCCCACUCGACGUGAUGCAGCUGACCGAGGCUCUGACAACUUCGGCCCCCAGGCCUACCCCCGCCGUACCCAGGUCGAUGAAUCGCCCUUCCCGGGUGAGCGUCAGCAGCGAUAUACCCGCAACGAGCAUGGCUUUCUUGCCAGCCCGGAGUAUCGAAGCUUUGGAUCAGCUACUCGCCAUUCCAGCACUGCGGUUGUCACAUCGUCGCCAGCCAUGGUCCCUCGCUCAGGAGGUUCAGAUCUUGCUUCUAGACACCACGUCGGCAGCGUCGAUGCGCAGGCAUUCUAUUCGCCGAGAGCAUGUGUUUUCGUUGCUAACCUACCUGAGGGCGUCGAAGAUGUGCGCCUUGAGGCUGAAGUGACCAAGCACUUCAGCCACUUCGGUACCGUCUUUGUCAAGAUUCGACGCGAUGGCCGAAACAUGCCCUUCGCAUUUUGCCAGUACACCAACAGCAGCGACGCUCAGGAGGCUCUGACUCACGGCAAGGGUGUCAUUAUCCAUGGCCGCACCUGCCGCACCGAGAUGGUGCGUGCCAACCGCACUUACAUCCUGCACCGUGCCAAUGGCGACCAUCUCUAUGUCGAGGAGGCCCGAGAUGCCAUGGAGGCAGCUGGAUUUGGUUCUCUCGAGCGCUGUGAGCCCCUCCCUCAGGAGGUCAGAGAUGCCAUGGGAAUGAGCGAUUCUGUCUUGGUCGAGCUCAAGAAGUUCGACCCGUCCAAGGAGCUACAGAGUGCAUUCCGACACCACCCGCUCUAUCGCAUUUCGCCUUACGAUCCCAAGAAGCUCACUUCGGCGACCAAACCCAACCCCGACGAAGUUUGGCUUCAGCGCUAUGAGAUUGACAGACGCUCCAUCUUCAUUGGCGAUCUCCCUAACAACAUCGAUCACCUGGAUGCCGCUCUUCGAGAGGUACUGGAUGAAGUUGGCGACGUAGUUGACAUUCAGGUAGUCAGAAAGGAUUCUCGAGAUGGUCGCCCUUUCGUCUUCGCAUUUGCCGAGUUUGCUCGCCCGGAUAUGGCAGAUAUUGCUGUCGAGCGUUUGAGUGGUCGUCCCCUCUUCGGCCGCCGAGCCCGUGUUGAGCGCAAGGCAUGCCGCGAAGUCCAUCACAGCCGCAGCACUCGACAGAUGCAGUCCACCUAUACUGCCCGAGAGUCCUACCAGAGCCCGCUCCCUGAGCGUCGACAGCGCCAACAGAGCUAUGCCUACCACUCGCGUGUCCCUGCCACACCCUUGCGAGAGAACGCCCAUUCUAAGGAUACUUCAGCCCUUACAAGUCCUGUUGCAGGUUCCUCAUCGCAGCACACAGCCUCGCACGAGUGGAGUACCUAUGGCCAUGACGCAUACACCAGCCCCGAGCACUACACUACUUCGCCCUACGCCCAUCAGCUCGGCUCUGUGGAGUACAACGCCGCAACACCCCAGAUGCCUCUUGGCUUGCCCGCACCGGCGGUGGCCACACCGUAUGGCUACUAUCCUGCAUCCAACCUGGCUUGGCUGUCGCCUUACUUGACCGACCCCAACCUGGCCUCCUAUGCUUAUGCUCAAGCCUAUGGCCAUCCGUCGCAUGGUUCACUCCGUCGUGCUGGCACCGGAUCCCAGAUCGACACGCCCACGAAGGGUGCCGGCGGUGAGAGGAAUGAGGGUUCUGGUCCUCGAGGUGGCGAUUCCGCCUAA
This is a messenger RNA of Neoarthrinium moseri, 2049 nucleotides long. RefSeq lists its product as uncharacterized. The transcript is spliced from 7 exons. Gene Ontology annotation, molecular function: RNA binding. The coding region runs from base 1 to 2049 and encodes 682 amino acids. NCBI's taxonomy places the organism in Eukaryota, Fungi, Ascomycota, Sordariomycetes, Amphisphaeriales, Apiosporaceae. The record is from RefSeq and is a predicted model, not a curated record.